AUGAGCUCGAUCCCUUCUCAGUCGGGCGUUCAACAAGGACAGAGCACCACUUCUCCAAAGCCCGCUUCAUCUGCCCCCCUGGCUGCGACUGCCCCGGCACCAGCUAAGUCCUACGCCAACGCUGCCACGAAGAAGUCCGCGACGGACUCCUCAUCCUCUCCCGUCACCGUGGGCGGCUCAGCGCAACAUGGGAAGUCGACUCCCAACGCACCCGUGAACGGCAAACCCAUGCAGAACCAAUCCUCCCAGCAGGCUGCUUCUUCGGGUGUGACCAUUGUGAAUGGUGCCCCGACAGCUCCUGCUGCUUCAGGCGACCACUCCAGGAAGCCUUCCGUGACUAUCACCUCCGCUGGUACUUCCGGUUAUAUACCUAAUGGCGGUCCUGCGAGUCGACCCAACAGCAUUCAGUUUGGCUUCGCCAACCAACAGAGUUCUCCUAACAUGGGCAAUCCUGCUGUCCCGGCUUCCAACCAGUCGCAAUCUGGCCUAGGUGCUCCAUCGACAAACCCACGUGUGACCUCGCCUCAGACCUCGCCCUCGCCCAUUCCACAACCCGCUUCGAGUGGUGGUCGUCCACCAUCGACAUACCAGGCACAAGGGAAUGUUCCGAACUUUGGAAGCUUCGGUGAGACUGGUGAUAACAACUUGCGACCAACCCCGCAGGCACCUCUCGGUCCCGGUACACACUUGCGUCGCGAGUCCUCACAGUCCACCCACAGCGACAUGAGUAACCACAUGGGCAGUGCUCCAGGACGCGGUGGCUACCCCCACCAGGGUGGCCGCGGUCGUGGAUUCUCUCAGUCCGGUUACCAGGGACAAAUGCAAUACUCGCCUGGCCCCAACUUCCGACAGCCCAACCAACCCCGUGGCGGUCCCAACAUGGGUCCUCAGUUCCACGGCCCUAACCAGGGUCGUCCUCUGGCAGCUCCAUUCCCUAACUCGCCGCACCAAGCCAACCGCAGCCCUGCUUUGGCCAACGCUCAUCCGACUACUCCCCAGAUGAACUCUGUUCCGAUGGCCCACCCCCAGAUGCCUCCCCAAUAUGGCUAUGGGCAGCACAUGGGUCCCCAAACUGUGAGAAAUAAUCCACCCCCUUCGCACCACCAUUCUGGGAAGCCCGCCCGACGUGGCUAUACCAAAAAUGGUUAUUCUAAACCCAGAGGAAAACGAGAAGACCCUUUGCAGCAGCCCGUUUCCCUCCCACGGCGUCUGGACUUUGCACCGGAAAGCGGCCAAUUUGAACAAGUUCUAACAAUGAUUAAAAACCAGGGUUACCCUUACGAUCCCAACUACCCCUAUUACAACCCCGGAUACGGCAUGCAGGGAGUUCAAUACAUGACUCCCCCGUCGCCUCAACCCCGCCCCGGAAUGCCUUACAACCCCCAGGCACCUGGAUACAUGCAGGGCCAGUACCCUGUUCAGCCUCCCCCGCAGUCGACUCCUCUUUCCCGUACACCUUCCCAAGUUUCCACUGACCGUCCAGGCUCGAGUCUCGGCCAAACUGCUGUACCUGCUGGUGCUCCCGCUUCUAGCCAUGGUCACUCUGCUAGCAGAUCUUCUAACAGCCCUGCACCAGCUAAGCCACAUUUCAUCAUUCCUUCUGCUAAAAGAAGCCCUAUCGUCAUUAAGGAUCCUGGUAGCGGUGUUGUGAAGACUUUCGGUUCCCCCGCCUCUCCUGCUCGUGCCACUCCUUCUCCCGUGAAGAUUGCCACACCUACUUCCACCCCUCCUCCUCGCACCGCCAGUGCCAGCGAACACUCCCGCUCUGACAGCAAGGCUACCGCCGCUAAGACCGACGAGGAGAAGAAGCAGGCAUUGAAGGAUGCUGUUCGCCAGAAGAUCCAGGAAGAUGAGGCCGAAGAGGCUCGCAAGGUUGCUCAGGAGUCCAAGAAGAAUGUUGCUGAUACUGAUGCCGCCACUGCUGCUAUGGAGGAUCUGAAAUUGAAGGAUGAUAAGCCCGCUGAGGCUCCUGCUCCCACCCCCGCCCCGGCCCCGGCCGCCCCUGUCGAGGAGCCCAAGAAGACUGAAGCCCCUGCCCCUACCCCUCCCGCUGAUGACGAUGAAAUCGACUUCGACGCCAUUGAGCGUGAGAUGGCUGAGAUCGAGGCCAAGGAGAAGGCCGCCGAGGAAGAUUACUACCGCGUCAAGAAGGAAAAGAAGGAGGCCGAGGAGCGCAAGGAACGCGAGGAGCGUGAGAACUAUGAGGCCAACAUGAAGAAGGCCGAGCGUGAGGCUGAAGAGCGUGAACUCGCCAAGGAGGCUGCUCGCGCCAAGGGUGAGAGCGCUACCGCUGGAGACGGCGCCAGCAGCAAGGAAAGCCAUGACUUGUUCGAUUCCCUCAAGAAGGGUGGUUAUGGCGCAAGUGAAACUACAAGUGAAACUCCUGAUGAUACCCCGGUUUCGUCCGAGAUGGGUCCUCCUGCUAAGCCUGCCAGCGCACUUCCCAAGAAGAGCGGCUUGAAGUUGGAUACUCCCAAGCCUACCGAGCCACCUCGUCCCAGCGCUGCUAUGAAUUCCUUGAAAAAUGCCAAGUUCCUGGAAGAUUUGGCUAAGGUCAUUUACCCCUCUGCUAUCACUGCUCCCAAUGCUGCACUGAACACCACUGCUCCUACCGGUCGCCAAUUCCAUUACGACCGCGACUUCUUGCUGCAGUUCCAAACUGCUUUCAAGGACAAGAUCUCCGUUGACUGGGAUGCUCGCAUUCGUGACACUCUCGGUGACCCCGAGGCCCGCUCCGGUCUUCGUACCCCUGGGCCAGGCACUCCUCGCACUGGCUCGCGAAACGGCAACACACCUGGUGGUUUCCCGAUGAACUUUGGCACUGGCGGUGCUGCCGUCGGCGGCCCUCGCAGCAUGACUUCUGGUCCAUCCAUGAGUUCCCGCGGAGGUUUCCCUGCUGCUUUCCCUCCCCGUAUGGGCAGUGGUAUGGGUGGUCCUGGUAUGAUUCGCAACAACUCUAUGGGCAUGCCUGGCCGUCCCGGUUCUAGCAAGGGCCCCCGCAAUGACAGCAAGGGCGGCAGCCGCAAGAACCCCAAGAAGGAGGAUUCCUCUAUGCCUCUUACUGCUGGUCUCAAGCUGGAGGCUCUCCAGGUCUCCACUUCUGGCUGGAAGCCUCGCAGCAUUGGUCAACCUGCUGCUGGUCCCGCUCCUGGUGGCGAGGGCCACAUGCCUCCCGAUGUUGUGCAGCGUAAGGUCAAGGCUGCUCUCAACAAGAUGACCCCUGAGAAGUUCGACCGUAUCGCCGCUCAGAUCUUGGACAUUGUUUCACAAUCCAAGGACGAGUCUGAUGGACGUACUCUUCGCCAGGUCAUUCAGCUUACUUUCGAGAAGGCUACUGAUGAAGCCCACUGGGCUCCUAUGUACGCCAAGUUCUGCAAGGCCAUGCUUGAAAGUAUGAGCGCUGAGAUCAAGGACGAGAACAUCCGUGACAAGAACGGCAAUGUCGUUGCUGGUGGAAGUCUCUUCCGCAAGUACUUGCUUAACCGUUGUCAAGAGGAGUUCGAGCGUGGUUGGAAGGUCAACCUGCCCGAGAAGCCCGAUGGAACUACUGAGGAGGCUCAAAUCCUCAGUGACGAGUACUAUGUCGCCGCUGCUGCCAAGCGUCGUGGUCUUGGUCUCGUCAAGUUCAUUGGUGAGCUGUACAAGCUUACCAUGUUGACUGAGCGUAUCAUGCACGAGUGUGUGAAGAAGCUUGUCGAUUACGAGGGUAUGCCCGAUGAGGCUGAGGUCGAGAGUUUGACUAGUCUCCUGCGCACCAUUGGUGCCAGUCUGGAUGCUUCUGAGAAGGGUCCUGCUAUGAUGGACGCCUACUUCGCUCGUAUCAGCCUCAUGGUUGAGACCCCUAACCUGCCCAGCCGUUUGCGCUUCAUGCUGAUGGAUAUCAUUGACCUGCGUUCUUCACGCUGGAACUCCAAGGAUUCUGACAAGGGUCCCAAGACCAUUCAGCAAAUCCGUGAAGAGGCUGCUCGCGCACAGCAAGCAACUGAGAUGGAGCGACAGCGCCAACAAGCCAACCGUGGCGGUGGUGGUGGCCGUCCCCCCAUGGGUCGCGGCGAUGCCCGUAGUGGGUACGGCGGCUAUAACCAGGCUCCUCCUCCCGACUACGCUUCUAGCAAGGUUGGUAGCGACGAUCUGCGUCGUCUGCGUGCUACUCGCAACACCAACCAACCCAUGUCGUUCGGUCCCUCGAGCCUUCUCGGCUCACGGAGCAGCAGCGGCCGUAAGAACCUAGGCCCGGGUGGCAACCUGGUUCGUGGCAGCGAUGACAGUGCUGCCAGCAGCCGUACUGGUACUCCUCCUGCCGGCAAGAAGGAGGACAAGGAGGCCGCUUCAUCCAUGAACGCUUUCAGUGCUCUCGCCGCAUUGGAAGACAAGGAUAACAUGGCCACCUCCCCUCCCUCUACACACACCUCUCCCGUGCUCACCAAGUCGCAGCCCGCCGCUGCCGAGCGCCGGCCCUCAAAAACCCCAUCUAAGGAUGGCGAGAACGCAGCAUAG
Molecule: messenger RNA, 4497 nt
Organism: Penicillium angulare
Lineage: Eukaryota; Fungi; Ascomycota; Eurotiomycetes; Eurotiales; Aspergillaceae
Product: putative eukaryotic translation initiation factor subunit eIF-4F
Exons: 5
Coding region: 1-4497 (1498 amino acids)
Cellular component (GO): eukaryotic translation initiation factor 4F complex
Molecular function (GO): protein binding; mRNA binding; translation initiation factor activity
Source: RefSeq, a predicted model, not a curated record